This is a messenger RNA of Alosa alosa (allis shad), 1075 nucleotides long. It is a transcript of the gene xaf1, whose product is annotated as XIAP associated factor 1. Gene Ontology annotation, molecular function: zinc ion binding. The coding region runs from base 45 to 839 and encodes 264 amino acids. NCBI's taxonomy places the organism in Eukaryota, Metazoa, Chordata, Actinopteri, Clupeiformes, Clupeidae. The transcript is spliced from 8 exons. The record is from RefSeq and is a predicted model, not a curated record.
UCCGAUGAAGUGCAAACAUAGGUUAUUUAACACGCUAGCCUACAAUGGAAAACAACGACAACAACGAAGAAACUGUUCUCUGUGGAAACUGUAAAAAGGACAUCGCGAAAUCAAAUUUCGCACUUCAUGAGCCUCAUUGUAGACGGUUCUUAUGUGUCUGCCCUGACUGCGAUGAGCCGGUUCCGCGAGAACAGCUCGAGGAACACCACUCAGAACAACACACCCAGGUUAAUUGCUCCAAGUGCAACGUUAAAGUGGAACGCUGCCACCUAAUGGAUCAUGAGGCAGAUGAGUGCAAGGAGAGGUUGGUCAGUUGUGAGUUUUGCCAGCUGGAACUCCCUCUGUCCCCCAUGGAGGAGCACACUGUGGCCUGUGGUAGCCGGACUGAGCGCUGCUUAGACUGUGGCCGCUAUGUCACCCUGAAGGACCAGCUCCGUCACGCCAAGAUCUGCUCCUCUUCAGCGGCAUCAGCAGAUGCUAUCACUGAUGAGCAGAAAGCUGCAGCUCACGACACAAACAGGCCAACUCUAGCUCUUUGCUGGAAAUGCAAAAGUUCUGUUUUAUCAGAAUGCCUAGAGGAGCAUCUGUUUCAGUGCACCUCCCCCACACUAUCCGAGGCCCAGGAGGACGAGAGAGAUGAGCGGGCCUCAGCCCCGGAAUCAGACUCAGAUUCUGUGCUCCGUCUGUCUGAUGUACUGAAGAGAGGAGGGGAUCUGGACCAGAUCAACACCUGUCCCAUCUGCCACCUGGCUUUGCCACGUAAGACUCUCAGCUGGCACGUGAAAAAGUGCAAAAUUUUUGAACAUCUGAAGUGCACUGAGAUCCAUGAAAGGAAGUGAAAUGUAGGAUGAUGCGCCUGAUGACCCUACAAUUAGUGAACAAAAUGUUCCUUCCAUCUGUAAAGUACUUAGAAACGCUCACGCUAACUCACUUAUGUUUGAAAUAUGUGAGCAUUUAACAUAGCCUAAUGUUAGAAAUUUGAAAUAUAAGAUGGUUGUGAUAUCAAUUCAGGAAAAAAUAGAACAAUAAAUACAAUAUACAAAUAAAAUUCACAGAUACGUUCAAAUAUUUUCAU